Messenger RNA from Aspergillus ibericus CBS 121593, 3048 nucleotides. It is a transcript of the gene kexB, whose product is annotated as kexin kexB. NCBI's taxonomy places the organism in Eukaryota, Fungi, Ascomycota, Eurotiomycetes, Eurotiales, Aspergillaceae. The record is from RefSeq and is a predicted model, not a curated record. Gene Ontology annotation, biological process: protein processing. Gene Ontology annotation, molecular function: serine-type endopeptidase activity. Gene Ontology annotation, cellular component: trans-Golgi network; Golgi membrane. The coding region runs from base 317 to 2848 and encodes 843 amino acids. The transcript has 2 exons.
CGGAACGACGUUGCUGGUCGGUCUCCAGCCCCGGGGCCGCGUAGGUGUAUUCAUUCUUGCCAGCUACUCAACUCCGACUUUGUUUCUGAAUUAGAUUUCGCGGGGUCUUAUCCUUCCUACCCCCUAAUACCACCGUCUAUUGUUUUUUUCUUAUUGACCAAGUGUCCUCCUUCCUUGACUCCUACUUUCUACAGACUUACCGUACGGUGACCUCUGCCGUGAACGGGACCCGCCUCCUGUGUGGUUCAUGGCAAUCAUCUUUGUUGGCCUUAUCUCAUCUUACUGAGGGAGAGCCAGUUCGCUGCGCGCUCCCACCAUGCGUAUUCCUGGCGGUGUCGCAGCGGCCCUGGGCCUCUGCGCUGCUGCCUCCGCUUCCCUCCAUCCUCGUCGCUCCUACGAGACCCACGAUUACUUCGCUCUGCACCUCGAUGAAACCGCAUCGCCGGCUGACGUCGCCCAACGCCUAGGUGCUCGCCAUGAAGGCCCCGUCGGGGAACUGCCUCAACACCACACCUUUUCCAUACCCAGAGAGAACAGUGACGAUCUCGAUGCGCUACUAGAUCAAUUGCGGGAUAGGAGGAGGUUACGGCGGCGCUCCGGAGACGCCACCGCUAGUCUCCCCUCUUUGGCCGGGAGAGAUGAAGGUCUGGAUGUGAUUCUUUGGUCCCAGAAACUGGCCCCUCAAAGGAAACUACACAAGCGGAUUCCCCCGUCGGUCGAUGUGGCUAGGUCGCCUGCGAACGCCAAGGAGGAUCCCGAAGCAAGUCUGGCACUGAAACGGGUCGCAUCGGAGCUAGGCAUCGCGGACCCCAUCUUUAAUGAGCAAUGGCAUCUGUAUAAUACUGUGCAGCUGGGUCACGAUCUUAAUGUUACGGGAAUUUGGUUGGAAGGCAUCACAGGAAAGGGCGUGGUUACGGCGAUUGUUGAUGACGGAUUGGACAUGUACAGCAAUGACCUCAAGCCCAACUACUUUGCAGCGGGAUCCUACGACUAUAACGACAAGUCGCCAGAGCCGAGGCCGCGUCUCAGCGAUGAUCGACACGGUACCAGAUGCGCGGGCGAAAUCGGUGCGGCGAAGAACGACGUGUGCGGGGUGGGCGUUGCGUAUGACAGUCGCAUUUCUGGAAUUCGAAUUCUCUCCGCACCGAUAGACGACACGGAUGAGGCGGCGGCCAUCAACUACGCCUACCAAGAUAACGACAUCUACUCGUGUUCCUGGGGCCCCUAUGAUGAUGGCGCCACAAUGGAAGCACCGGGAACCCUAAUCAAGCGAGCUAUGGUGAACGGAAUUCAAAAUGGGCGGGGUGGAAAAGGCUCAGUCUUUGUGUUCGCGGCUGGAAACGGUGCUAGUCAUGAUGACAAUUGUAACUUCGAUGGUUACACCAACAGUAUUUACAGCAUCACCGUGGGCGCCAUUGAUCGGGAGGGUCAACACCCCGCCUAUUCGGAAUCCUGCUCGGCCCAGUUGGUGGUCGCAUACAGCAGCGGCUCGAACGAUGCAAUCCAUACCACCGAUGUGGGUACCGACAAGUGCUCGACUACCCAUGGUGGAACCUCGGCUGCCGGUCCAUUAGCUGCGGGAACCGUGGCCUUGGCCCUCAGUGUGCGGCCUGAACUAACCUGGCGUGAUGUUCAGUACUUGAUGAUUGAGGCAGCGGUGCCGGUUCACGAAGACGAUGGGAGCUGGCAAGCCACCAAGAACGGGAAGAUGUUCAGCCAUGACUGGGGCUAUGGCAAGGUGGAUACAUACACCUUGGUGCAACAGGCAAAGACCUGGGAACUGGUGAAGCCCCAAGCAUGGUUUCACUCCCCGUGGCAGCGGGUGGAGCAUGACAUUCCGCAGGGCGACCAGGGGCUGGCCAGUUCGUACGAGGUGACCGAAGAGAUGAUGAAGGAAGCCAAUCUGGAAAGAUUGGAGCAUGUCACGGUGACUAUGAAUGUCAACCACUCGCGCCGUGGAGAUCUCAGUGUGGAGUUGCGGAGCCCCGAGGGUCGGGUCAGUCACCUCAGCACCACCAGACGGCCGGAUAAUCAGAAAGUGGGCUAUGUCGACUGGACCUUCAUGAGCGUUGCUCACUGGGGCGAGUCCGGAGUCGGAACCUGGACGGUGAUUGUCAAGGAUACCAAUGUCAACGACAACACGGGGCAGUUCGUCGAUUGGCGACUGAACCUAUGGGGUGAGGCGCUUGACGGGACCAACCAGCCCCUUCACCCCAUGCCCACGGAACACGACGAUGACCACACGUAUGAGGAUGCGGUGGUGGCGACAACGAGCGUCAGCGCUGCUCCCACGAAAACGGAGCCCCCUGGCAAACCCACCGACGGCGUGGAUCGCCCGGUGAAUGUUAAGCCUACGGCAUCCGCACAACCAACGGGGACGAUCGAUGAGCCCCUCGAGGAUGAACUCAAGGAGACGCCUGCUACGGAGACGAGCUCAACUGCGACCCCGUCCCCGACUACCGCGUCAGACAGCUUCCUGCCUUCGUUCUUCCCCACCUUUGGGGCGUCGAAGCGGACGCAAGCCUGGAUCUACGCAGCGAUCGGAUCCAUCAUCGUGUUCUGCAUGGGGCUUGGGGUUUACUUCCACGUGCAGCGGAGGAAGCGCAUCCGCAACGACAGUCGGGAUGACUACGACUUUGAGAUGAUCGAGGAUGAGGAUGAGCUGCAGGCGAUGAACGGACGGUCAAACCGUACCCGUCGCCGCGGCGGGGAGCUUUAUAAUGCGUUUGCCGGCGAGAGCGAUGAGGAACCGUUGUUUAGCGACGAAGAUGAGGAACCGUACCGGGAUCGGGGGAUCAGCACCGAGCAGGAACGGGAUGGCGCCGAUGGGGAGCAUCCUCGGCGGUGAACGGAGGGCGCGGGCGAGUAUGCGGUUGCUGUGAUUUACUCCUUGGAUGACUGCUUCUAACUAUCAUAUGUGUAAACUGCAUAAAGAGUGCGUGUAUAUAGCCGGCAUUUGCGAGGUGUAGUAGUAGUAUUUAUUAACGUGUGAGCGGAAAGAAAGAAGACGGGGUCAUCCUGCAACCCUUAUACUAAGUACUGAUUAAG